UGGUACAUAAUUCAAUUUUAGUUGUUACAGAAUAGAGUUGUAAACAGGAAGUGUUUAAUUGAGAAUUUCAUGAUGGAUUGCGAAGAAGAUGGCGAAAUUGAAGCGGAAAAGAUGGGUGAAAGUGAUAAAGAGGAAGCAGAUAAUAAAUGUGAGGAGAAGAAGGAUUUGAAUUCUGAGGAAACAUCAAAAAGUGAAAAGGAUGAUUCCAAAACAGAUGAUACACUAAAAUCCAGUGAACAGCAAGAAUCAGAUGAAAAUAUUCAGACUUCUGAUCCAAAUCCUUCUCAAGGAAAAACUAAAGAACAAUUAGAGGAAGAAGAAAGAGAAAAAAUGCAAGUUUUAGUAUCUAAUUUCUCUGAAGAACAAUUAAAUAGAUAUGAAAUGUACAGAAGGUCUGCAUUUCCAAAAGCUGCUAUUAAAAGAUUAAUGCAAUCUAUUACUGGCUGUUCAGUUUCUCAAAAUGUAGUAAUUGCUGUAUCUGGAAUUUCCAAAGUAUUUGUUGGUGAAAUAGUAGAAGAAGCAUUGGAUGUUAUGGAGAACAAUGGAGAAACAGGCCCUUUGCAUCCUAAACAUCUUCGUGAAGCCAUUAGGAAAUUAAGGUUAAAAGGAGCCAUACCAAGUAGUAGACCUAAACCAUAUCUAUUUUUCAGAUGAAAUUACAUUAAAUUUGUCUUUGAUAUGUGACAUUUUUAAUUCAUUCAAAAUUAGUAUAUCAUCUCAAUAUUUAUCUUGUACAAUAAUUUGUGAAUAAAGUAUUUUACAAAUAACAUAUUUAUGAUUUUUAAUAAUAAAGGGAAAAAAGAAAUUAAAUUAUUUCUUUUAUUUACACCAAUUUUUUGCAUUUUUACAGUUUUAUAAAAUCACAAUGUAAAACUUUACAUCCAGUAUUCUAUUUUCUAACAUUUAAAUUCUUAAAAGAGUCAUAUAUAACAAAUAUGAGUGAAAUCUUAAAUAUAUUACAAUAAAUAGUAAAUAACAUUCAAUUGCACAAAAAUUUAAGUUGUAAUAACACAUGGAAAUUUCAGAUUCUGAUGUAUUAUAGAAUUUAUUGUUUUACGUUUUUUUUAAAUCUAUGAACUUUCACAAUCAAUUUCUAUUAAAUAUAUU
Molecule: messenger RNA, 1107 nt
Organism: Centruroides sculpturatus (bark scorpion)
Lineage: Eukaryota; Metazoa; Arthropoda; Arachnida; Scorpiones; Buthidae
Gene: Taf11
Product: transcription initiation factor TFIID subunit 11-like
Exons: 4
Coding region: 70-654 (194 amino acids)
Biological process (GO): transcription initiation at RNA polymerase II promoter; RNA polymerase II preinitiation complex assembly
Cellular component (GO): transcription factor TFIID complex; nucleus
Molecular function (GO): protein heterodimerization activity; transcription coactivator activity
Source: RefSeq, a predicted model, not a curated record